Molecule: messenger RNA, 958 nt
Organism: Oryza sativa Japonica Group (Japanese rice)
Lineage: Eukaryota; Viridiplantae; Streptophyta; Magnoliopsida; Poales; Poaceae
Product: transmembrane emp24 domain-containing protein p24delta3
Biological process (GO): endoplasmic reticulum to Golgi vesicle-mediated transport; Golgi organization; intracellular protein transport
Cellular component (GO): endoplasmic reticulum; endoplasmic reticulum-Golgi intermediate compartment; Golgi apparatus
Source: RefSeq, a predicted model, not a curated record
AUUAACUCGUGCUCGCCUCGUUUUUAGUCCAAGCUUCCCCACGACUCCCCGCGACCGGAGAAGGAGAGAGAGAGAGAGAGAGAGAGUGGGGGCAUCCAGAUCGGCGGCGAUGGCGGCGGUGGCAGCGAUGGUGGUGGUGGUGGCGCUGCUGCUGGGCGGCGGCGCGGUGGAGGCGGUGUGGCUCGACCUGCCGCCGACGGGGACCAAGUGCGUGUCCGAGGAGAUCCAGCCCAACGUGGUGGUGCUCGCGGACUACGCCCUCAUGUACGAGUCCCACCCCACCGCGCACCCCACUGUGGCCGUCAAGGUUACCUCACCAUAUGGUAAUACUGUACAUCACAAUGAGAAUGCCACAACGGGUCAGUUUGCGUUUACAACUUCAGAAGCUGGAAAUUACCUUGCGUGCUUCUGGCUAGACAGUCCGGAGAAAGGAUCAGGAGUAUCCCUAAAUCUUGAUUGGAAGAUAGGGAUUGCGGCAAAGGAUUGGGACACUGUUGCUAAGAAGGAAAAAAUUGAGGGUGUAGAACUAGAACUCAGGAAACUUGAAGCUGCGGUGGAAUCCAUUCAUCACAAUCUAUUAUAUCUCAAAGCAAGGGAAGCGGAGAUGCGGACAGUGAGUGAGAAAACAAAUUCUAGGGUUGCAUGGUUUAGCAUCCUGUCACUGGGAGUCUGCAUCGUGGUGUCCGUUUUGCAGUUGUGGCAUCUUCAAGGGUUCUUCCGGAAGAAGAAGCUCAUCUAAACCGAUCCCUUGUUUGAUAUGUGUACUCCAGUGUUAACUUACCUUAGGAAAAAGGGAGAGUUUUUGUCAUGUUUAAUUUCGAACAGCUCAUGUGACGGUCAAAUACAGUUGGUUGAUACUCUAUACAUGAAUUCAAUAGCAAGCAACCUGUACUAUUACUGUGUGCAAAACAUGUUCAGAAUUGGUUCUGGAAUUAUUCAGCCAACUUUUGGGUGAUCA